Messenger RNA from Bombus pyrosoma, 1336 nucleotides. Its product is annotated as protein Abitram. The coding region runs from base 494 to 1336 and encodes 280 amino acids. NCBI's taxonomy places the organism in Eukaryota, Metazoa, Arthropoda, Insecta, Hymenoptera, Apidae. The record is from RefSeq and is a predicted model, not a curated record. Gene Ontology annotation, biological process: regulation of actin filament polymerization; regulation of filopodium assembly; dendrite morphogenesis. Gene Ontology annotation, molecular function: actin filament binding; actin monomer binding. The transcript has 2 exons. Gene Ontology annotation, cellular component: filopodium tip; lamellipodium; nucleus.
UUAACGUAACUAAUAAAAUUUAGUUACUACAAUAAAUUAUUUAAUUAUUUUGCAACUUCGUAUGUUCAUUAAUAAUUGAACUUAGAUAUCAUAUACAUUAUAUUCGACAGUACUGCAAAUUCAUUUAAUAAUUAUCGUUUGUGAUAAAUAUAUCCAAAUAAAACUAGCAAAGUGAGAAAUGAUUGACAUGCAUUACAUAUGUAUUAGUUUAAUGUGGACGUAACCUAACUUGUUCCAUGAUUGUUUAUUGUCGUAUUUAUCUGUGGUAAUAAGUGUAAUUAUAUUAAGAAACAACUGAUUUUGUGCAUAGGAUAAAGACCGAAAAAAUUGGAAGAAGUUAAGCAGCAAUAUUUUUUAAAAACAACAAAUUAGAAUAACUAUAUAAUCUGAAAUGUACAUUUAAUGUACAAUAUCUACCUUAACUUUGUUAAACGAGCUUUAAAUAAAUCUUCACGCUAUUAAAAAUUUAUCCAUAACAAAAUUUAUUAUUUUAAUGAUGAAUAUUAACUCAGAUAACAAUGAACCAGUAGAAAAAAGAAUUAAAUCUAAUGAUAUAGAAAAUGAUUCAUUCAGUGUUUUAGAGGAUGAAAGCAACACAGAUAAACAUUCUGAAUGUCAAAAAAUGGUGGAUUUAAUAGAUAAUGAAGAUGAAAGUAUUUUACUAACAAAUAAAGAUGAUGAUGAUGAUGAUAGUUUAUUUCCAUUUCCUCCUGACAAUGAUGUUACAGAGAUGUUGGAAGGAGUAAAAUAUCAUGGAUCAUUUCCUACAAUUACAGAUCGAUAUUUUACUGCUUAUUAUAAAUUAGAUGUACAAAGUCCCGCAGAUGACAUUUGUAUUUUAAUGCAUAGUAACCGAAUUUGCAUGCUUACUCUUGCUCGAAGUCAUGCAAUUCUUCAAGAUGAUAAACAUAUAAUAAAAGUAGACUUCAAAGUUAGCAAUAAAUUAGAUAGAGUUCAGAAUAAAGUUUCUGGUAAAAGUAAACAUGGUGCUCAACCUUUACAAAUGAAUUCUAAUAUUUGCAUAAUUACUUGUUCAAAUAAGAAAACGUAUGUUAUAAAAUGUUGUAUAAUUGGCAAAUUGGUAGAAGUAAAUGAAGCACUAAUACAAAAUCCUAAGCUCUUGUUAGAACCUCCACAUAGAGCAGGCUACUUAGCUAUAGUACUGCCAAAUAUAAAACUUUUAGACAAAAUGAAAGAAUCCUUAUUAACUCAAGAACAAUAUGACUUGAAGAUGCUAGAGCGACAAGGCACUACAAAUCACUUGGAAAUAUCAGAAAUAUGCACAUCAAAUACUUUAUUAAAAAAUGACCUAAAAAUAAUAAAUAAGAAAAUUUAA